This is a messenger RNA of Elaeis guineensis (African oil palm), 3508 nucleotides long. The record is from RefSeq and is a predicted model, not a curated record. NCBI's taxonomy places the organism in Eukaryota, Viridiplantae, Streptophyta, Magnoliopsida, Arecales, Arecaceae.
GAUGACUUUGCUGUUAGGGCCCCCAGGCUCAGGAAAGACCACAUUGUUGUUGGCCUUGGCUGGAAAGCUGGACUCGGAUCUGAAGGUUUCAGGGAGGGUGACUUACAACGGUCAUGGAAUGGAGGAGUUUGUUCCUCAAAGAACAGCUGCCUACAUCAGUCAACAUGAUCUUCACAUAGGGGAGAUGACAGUUCGUGAAACCUUAGCUUUCUCUGCAAGGUGCCAAGGAGUAGGAUCUCGUUAUGAAAUGUUAACUGAGUUAUCGAGAAGGGAGAAGGCAGCUAAUAUCAAGCCCGAUCCUGAUAUUGAUGUCUUCAUGAAGGCAGCUGCAAUGGAUGGACAAAAAAGCAGUGUGGUCACAGACUAUAUAUUAAAGGUCUUAGGAUUGGAAAUCUGUGCCGACACUAUGGUAGGAGAUGAAAUGCUGAGAGGUAUCUCUGGUGGCCAAAGGAAGCGUGUCACAACAGGUGAGAUGCUUGUCGGACCUGCAAAAGCUCUGUUCAUGGAUGAGAUAUCAACCGGUCUAGACAGCUCCACAACAUUCCAGAUAGUUAAUUCACUUAGGCAGUCCAUUCAUAUUCUUGGCGGAACAGCUGUUAUUUCCUUGCUCCAGCCUGCUCCGGAGACAUAUGACCUCUUCGAUGACAUCAUUCUUCUCUCCGAUGGACAAGUUGUGUAUCAAGGUCCUCGUGAACAUGUGCUCGAGUUCUUCGAGUCAAUGGGCUUCAAAUGCCCAGAAAGGAAGGGUGUUGCAGACUUCUUACAGGAGGUGACCUCGAGGAAAGAUCAGCAGCAGUAUUGGGCACGCCACCAUGAAAAUUACCGGUAUGUGCCUGUCAAGGAAUUUGCAGAGGCCUUUCAGUCUUUCCAUGUUGGGCAGGAUAUAGGAAAUGAACUUUCCAUCCCCUAUGACAAGAGCAAGAACCACCCAGCUGCCCUGACAACCUCAAAUUAUGGUGUCAGCAAGGAGGAGCUUUUGAAAGCUAACCUUGCAAGAGAACUAUUACUGAUGAAGCGAAAUUCAUUUGUGUAUAUCUUCAAGGCAACUCAGCUCAUAAUCAUGGCUCUCAUCACAAUGACAAUCUUCCUACGCACCAACAUGCACCGUGACUCUGUAACUGAUGGGGGAAUUUAUAUGGGGGCACUUUUCUUCGGAAUAGUCACAAUCAUGUUUAAUGGGUUCUCAGAGCUUGCGAUGACCAUUCUGAAGCUUCCUGUCUUCUUCAAACAAAGAGAUUUGCUCUUUUAUCCGGCAUGGUCAUAUACAAUUCCAACAUGGAUUUUAAAGAUUCCAAUUUCAUUUGCAGAAGUUGGAGUUUGGGUGUUCACAACUUACUAUGUUAUUGGAUUUGAUCCAAAUGUAGGAAGGCUAUUUAAGCAGUAUCUGCUACUCUUAGCAAUCAAUCAGAUGGCAUCAGCACUCUUCCGGUUCAUUGCUGCACUGGGUAGGAACAUGAUCGUUGCAAAUACAUUUGGAUCCUUUGCGCUGCUUAUUCUUUUGGUUCUGGGUGGGUUCAUCCUGUCGAGAGAGGAUGUGAAGAAAUGGUGGAUAUGGGGUUACUGGAUCUCACCCUUGAUGUACGCACAGAAUGCAAUCUCAACAAAUGAAUUUCUAGGAAAAAGUUGGAGCCAUUCUCUUGGAUCGAAAGAGACACUAGGAGUGCUUGUCUUAAAGUCUCGUGGUGUCUUUCCCGAGGCAAAAUGGUACUGGAUUGGUUUUGGCGCCUUGAUUGGAUACGUAUUGCUAUUCAAUGCUCUUUUCACCGUGGCUCUCACCUAUCUCAAGCCAUUUGGGAAAGCUCAGCCAGCUAUGUCGGAAGAGACAUUAAAGGAAAAACAUGCAAAUUUAACUGGGGAAGUAUUAGAAUCAUCAUCCAGAGGGAGGAACUCUGUAGAUCAUUUCGCAUCCGGAAAUGGUGCUGAUGAGAUGAGAAGGAGCAAUACCUCAUCAAAUUCCACAAAUGAAGUGGUUAAUUCAAAUCAGAACAAGAAGGGAAUGGUCCUUCCAUUUGUACCACUUUCCAUUACCUUUGAUGAUAUAAGAUACUCCGUGGACAUGCCACAGGAAAUGAAAGCACAAGGUGUAACAGAAGAUCGAUUGGAACUCCUUAAGGGGGUGAGUGGGUCUUUCAGGCCAGGAGUGCUAACAGCUCUAAUGGGCGUUAGUGGAGCGGGUAAGACGACAUUGAUGGACGUAUUGGCUGGGAGAAAAACAGGUGGAUAUAUAGAGGGAAACAUCACCAUAUCUGGCUACCCAAAGAAGCAAGAAACUUUUGCUCGAGUAUCAGGAUAUUGUGAACAAAAUGAUAUCCACUCUCCGCACGUGACAGUCUACGAGUCUCUUGUAUACUCUGCAUGGCUUCGAUUGCCUUCUGAGGUUGACUCUGCAACAAGAAAGAUAUUCAUUGAAGAGGUCAUGGAGCUGGUAGAGCUGACAUCAUUGAGGGAUGCACUGGUUGGAUUACCUGGAGUGAAUGGGCUAUCGACCGAGCAGCGAAAGAGGCUGACGAUUGCUGUGGAGCUUGUUGCUAACCCCUCUAUAAUAUCCAUGGAUGAACCAACCUCCGGACUCGAUGCACGGGCUGCUGCAAUUGUUAUGAGGACUGUAAGGAACACUGUGGACACUGGGAGGACAGUCGUGUGCACCAUUCACCAGCCUAGCAUCGACAUAUUUGAAGCUUUUGAUGAGCUCUUCCUGAUGAAGCGAGGAGGAGAAGAGAUAUAUGUAGGUCCACUGGGGCGCCAUUCUUGCCAUCUUAUUAGUUAUUUUGAGGGAAUUGAAGGUGUCAGUAAGAUAAAAGAUGGUUAUAAUCCUGCCACAUGGAUGCUGGAAGUGACGACGUUGGCCCAAGAAGAGAUACUAGGGGUUAAUUUCAGCGAAGCAUACAAAAAUUCUGAACUGUAUCAGAGGAACAAGAAUUUGAUAAAGGAAUUAAGUACACCACCUCCUGGUUCAAGUGAUCUUUACUUCCCAAGUCAGUAUUCGCAAAACUUCUUCACACAAUGUAUGGCUAACCUAUGGAAACAGAACCUAUCAUAUUGGAGGAAUCCUCCAUACACUGCAGUGAGGUUCUUCUUCACAACAAUCAUAGCCUUGUUGUUUGGGACUAUUUUCUGGGACCUUGGCACUAAAAGGAAUAGUCAGCAGGAUUUGUUUAAUGCAAUGGGUUCCAUGUAUGCUGCCGUUCUCUUCCUUGGGGUGCAGAAUGCUUCGUCCGUUCAGCCAGUCGUGGCUAUCGAACGAACUGUAUUUUAUAGAGAAAGAGCAGCUGGAAUGUAUUCAGCCUUGCCAUAUGCAUUUGGACAGGUUGCAAUCGAAAUUCCAUACAUCUUGAUCCAGUCUUUGAUUUAUGGUGUAAUAGUAUAUGCAAUGAUUGCGUUUGAAUGGACGGCAGCUAAAUUCUUCUGGUACAUGUUCUUCAUGUACUUCACAUUGCUUUACUUCACAUUUUAUGGAAUGAUGGCGGUAGGCUUGACCCCCAACCAAAACAUUGCUUCAAUAGUUUCC